AUGGCGACCAAGAAGCCCAACAUCCUCUACAUCAUGGCGGACCAGAUGGCCGCGCCAUUGCUGUCUCUGCAUGAUAAGAACUCGCCCAUUAAGACCCCCAAUUUGGACCGCCUGGCCAGCGAGGGUGUCGUCUUUGACUCGGCCUACUGCAAUGCGCCUCUGUGUGCGCCCUCGCGCUUCGUCAUGGUGAGCGGUCAACUGCCGUCGAAGAUUGGCGCAUACGAUAACGCCGCGGAUCUGCCCGCCGACACGCCCACGUACGCCCAUUAUCUGCGUCGCGAGGGUUACCACACGGCCUUGGCGGGUAAGAUGCACUUUUGCGGUCCGGAUCAACUGCACGGUUAUGAGCAGCGCUUGACGAGUGACAUUUAUCCCGGUGACUAUGGCUGGUCGGUCAAUUGGGAUGAGCCGGAAAUCCGCCUGGACUACUAUCACAACAUGUCGUCCGUCCUGGAAGCCGGCCCCGUCGUGCGCACGAACCAGCUCGACUUUGACGAGGAGGUCAUCUACAAAUCCCAGCAGUAUCUGUACGACCACGUGCGCCACCGCACCGACCAGCCCUUCUGCUUGACCGUCUCCAUGACCCACCCCCACGACCCCUACGCCAUGACCAAGGAGUUCUGGGAUCUGUACGAGGAUGUCGAAAUUCCCUUGCCCAAGAACGGGGCCAUCCCACACGACCAGCAAGACCCGCAUUCCCAGCGUGUGCUCAAGUGUAUCGAUCUGCUCGGCAAGGAGAUGCCCGAGGAGCGAAUUCGCGCCGCUCGUCGCGCUUACUAUGCGGCCUGCACGUACGUGGACACCAACAUCGGCAAGCUGCUCAAGGUGCUGAAGGAUACCGGGCUGGACGAGGAUACUAUCAUCGUUUUCACCGGUGACCACGGUGACAUGCUCGGCGAGCGCGGAUUGUGGUACAAGAUGACUUGGUUCGAGAACUCGGCUCGCGUGCCGAUGCUCUUCCACGCUCCGAAGAAGUUCGCUGCCAAGCGCGUGUCGGAGAAUGUUUCCACCAUGGAUUUGCUGCCCACGUUCGCGGGUCUGGUCGGUGCGCCUCUCGUACCGGGUCUCCCGCUCGACGGUGUCUCCCUGGUUCCCUACCUGACCGGCGAAGAGGGCCCUCGCACCGACACCGUGUACGGCGAGUACAUGGGCGAAGGCACCCAGGCCCCUCUGGUCAUGAUCCGCCGCGGCCGCUGGAAGUUCAUUUAUUCGACCAUCGACCCGCCCAUGCUGUUCGACCUGGUCAAUGACCCAGAGGAGAAGGUCAACCUGGUCGCGGGCUUGCCCGUCCCUUCAGCACACAAGCCUGCUACCACCACCAUCAAACCCGCCAACCCUCUCGGCGUGCCAGCCAGCCUCCCCACUCCCGACGAUACCCCCCGCGUCUCGCCCAUCCCACAACGCGCCAGCGACGCCUCAGCCCAGUACCCCUUCCCCUCGCCCACACCCCCUCGCACCCCCAGCCCAGCCAAAUUCACAGCUUUGCCCGACACCACCGACCCAGCUAAGCUGCUGGCCUAUUUCCUCGAGGAAACCAACACCCGUUGGGAUCUGGAGGCUAUCCGACAGGAUGUUAUUCGGUCACAGCGCCGGCGCCGUCUGGUGUACUCUGCCUUGAUCCAGGGAACACCUUCGUUCUGGGAUUACGAGCCGCGCGUGGAUCCGAGCAAGCAGUAUGUGCGUAACCAAGGCAAGGGCGUGCUCGAUGAUGUCGAGCUGAUCUCGCGCUGGCCGCGCGUGUUGCAGCAGGCUGCGACUGCGAAGGGUAUCUCUGCGUGA
This is a messenger RNA of Penicillium daleae, 1779 nucleotides long. Its product is annotated as putative choline sulfatase. Bases 1 to 1779 code for a protein of 592 amino acids. Gene Ontology annotation, molecular function: sulfuric ester hydrolase activity. NCBI's taxonomy places the organism in Eukaryota, Fungi, Ascomycota, Eurotiomycetes, Eurotiales, Aspergillaceae. The transcript is spliced from 2 exons. The record is from RefSeq and is a predicted model, not a curated record.